Monopterus albus (swamp eel) is the source of this 2052-nucleotide messenger RNA. RefSeq names its product fibroblast growth factor 8. The record is from RefSeq and is a predicted model, not a curated record. Lineage: Eukaryota; Metazoa; Chordata; Actinopteri; Synbranchiformes; Synbranchidae. The coding region runs from base 623 to 1264 and encodes 213 amino acids. The transcript is spliced from 5 exons. Gene Ontology annotation, molecular function: growth factor activity.
GGGGCCUGUUCUUAGCUAAUCAGCCUGCCAUUUUAACCGGGGGUGUGUGAGCGCCGGACGAGAGGCUUGACACGGGAGAGGUGUGGGAUGGGAGCAGAAAGAGGAGAGAAGGAGCGUCCAGCCUACAGUCCUGCCACAGCCGAGAAGAGCAGCAGCAUCGACUCACUGCGAGAAGACUGAGGAACCCGAGCCAGCCCGAGGGAGCACAGACACACCUGAAGGCCGCAAAGGACCACAGAGAUUGUAAAGCAGGAGGAAUAGUCUGACAGCUCAAACUCUUUUGUAAAACAUCUUGCAGCGCCCUUUGCACCGCUCAGCUCAGCUUCUGCAAGUGCUCUUAUACUUUGCGCAGCCUCCUGACAGAAACUGGCAUUCUUUAUGUUAAUGAUAAAUUGUUAUUAUUUACUCCUGUUCACCUACUUAAGCGAAGCAGGGGCUUGGCUGUGAAGAAUGUGCCCGCUGUGCAUGCAUGAGCCUCUCUAUCAGCGCCUCUGACGGUUUUGUGGAUUUCGGGGAACUCUUUUGACUGAUUGUUUGAUUUCUCACGAAAUCGGUUGAACUUUAAAGCUUUGAGAGGAUCCUAGUUCCAAUUUACUGGAAGAAAUUUUCACAUCCUUCCAACAUGCGAUCCAUCCCAUCCAGACUCUGCUAUCUGUUUCUACACUUAUUUGCAUUUUCCUACUAUGCUCAGGUAACCAAUCAGUCCCCGCCUAAUUUCACGCAGCAUGUAAGCGAGCAGAGCAAAGUGACGGACCGCGUGAGCCGCAGGUUGAUCCGGAUCUACCAGCUGUACAGCCGGACCAGUGGCAAACACGUCCAGGUUCUGCCCAACAAGAAGAUCAACGCCAUGGCCGAGGAUGGUGAUGUGCACGCUAAACUCAUUGUGGAAACGGACACGUUUGGGAGCCGAGUGCGCAUUAAGGGAGCUGAGACAGGCUUCUACAUCUGCAUGAACAAGAGGGGGAAGCUCAUCGGCAAGAAAAAUGGGCAAGGCAGAGACUGUAUCUUCACUGAAAUUGUUCUGGAGAACAACUACACAGCGCUGAGGAACGCCCGCUUUGAGGGCUGGUACAUGGCUUUCACCCGCCGCGGGCGUCCACGGAAAGGUUCGCGGACACGGCAGCACCAACGCGAGGUCCACUUCAUGAAGAGGCUGCCGAAGGGGCAGCAGGGCAACCACCCAAGCCACCACCGACCUUUCGAUUUCAUCCACUACCCCUUCAGUCAAAGGACUAAACGCACACGAUACUCAUCAGAGCACUGAGCGGGAGGAGGAAGAUAGAAAAGACAGAGAAAGAAAGAGGAAAAACUGACACGCUCCUCUGCUCCCUCAACAACCUCUAGAGACAUUUUAUACUGAGCAUUACUAUUUCUUAAUCUGUAGUUUGUUUUAUAUUUUUCUCACAGUAAAAACAAAAAAGAUGUAUAUAGACCAAAUGCUUGAGAAAUUUAUUUUUGUACUCUUUUAGUGUAAAAAAAUAGAAUGCAAUUUUGUUUAUAGAUGCAGAUAACUCCUUGUCUGAUCGAGAUUAUCUUAGUAGAGUGUGUUGUGUUGUUUCUGUUAUGUCAUUUUGACCAGUGGAGUCAUUUCUUGGACUCUCGCCUGCUGCUCAAGGAGACUUGAAGGGCCCUGAUUGACCGCACUGCCAGGGAACGUUGCAUUCUGAGGCUCAAGCUGUCACGCACUGCGCUGGAGAGCACCAGGGUCAGUAAAAAUUACAUAAGCACACGGUGAUAACACUGCAGUGUUUAAGCUUAUCGCUUGAUGCUGCACCCUAUUGGGAUUAUUCUGAUUCUUUCUCACACAGUUCAAGCAAACAGAGCUUUAACAGUGUCUGAUGAAACAAUGUGGCAGCUACAUUUGAUAAACACAGGUUUCCUGUUCUGACUGUAAUAUCAGUGUACAAGAUGCAUUGAUGUGUAAGGAUCCCCAUGACACAGCCACUGCCCCUCACCCUCUUGUGUUCUUGUUGCCCCUGAAUGCCUGUUUUUAAGCAUACAUAAAUAUAUUUUUAUUUGAGGAUGUGUAAAAUUAUUUUAAGGAUGGAAUAU